AUGACAACUCUUCUGGGCCCGAUUACUCGCCGAUUUUUGAGCGCCACUCAGAUUGCGCGGAGUUUGACACGAGCAGAGGUUCCCGGAGAGCAGUUGGAUGCUAAAAGAGCACGCCUUCUAUAUCAGAGCAAAAAGCGAGGAAUCCUGGAAAACGACAUUCUACUUGGCAAUUUUGCAGAGGAGAACCUGAAGAAAAUGAGCGAACCCGAGCUGAAAGCUUAUGAUAAACUUAUCAAUGGAGAGCACAUGGAAUGGGACCUUUUUUACUACCUUUCAAAUAAGAAGACACCUCCAGAAGACGUCGAGAAAUGUUCAGUUUAUCAGAAAGUCAAGAAGUUCGUAGAUGAGAAAAGAGUGCCGAGAUCUUGA
This is a messenger RNA of Caenorhabditis briggsae, 369 nucleotides long. Gene Ontology annotation, cellular component: mitochondrion. The coding region runs from base 1 to 369 and encodes 122 amino acids. The record is from RefSeq and is a predicted model, not a curated record. Lineage: Eukaryota; Metazoa; Nematoda; Chromadorea; Rhabditida; Rhabditidae. The transcript is spliced from 2 exons. Gene Ontology annotation, biological process: mitochondrial respiratory chain complex II assembly; protein-FAD linkage; tricarboxylic acid cycle.